Messenger RNA from Marmota flaviventris (yellow-bellied marmot), 648 nucleotides. NCBI's taxonomy places the organism in Eukaryota, Metazoa, Chordata, Mammalia, Rodentia, Sciuridae. The record is from RefSeq and is a predicted model, not a curated record.
AUGGAUGGGAGCAACCUGACCAGGGUCACUGAGUUCAUCCUGCUUGGGUUUCAGAAUGAGAAACCCGUGAACAUUCUUCUUUUCUCUGUGUUCCUGCUCAUGUACCUGACAUCUCUGGUCGGCAACACCCUGAUCAUCCUUCUAGUGUGCUGUGACCGACGCCUGCACUCACCCAUGUACUUCUUCGUAGCCAACCUCUCCUUCCUUGAGGUGGCCAUCACCUCCACGGUGGUGCCUGAGAUGCUGGCCAACACUUUCUCCCUCACCAAAGCCAUCUCCUUUGUGGGCUGCCUCACGCAGUCUUUCUUCUACUUCCUCUUGGGGUCCACCGAGUUUUUCCUCCUGGCGGUCAUUUUUAACGGCCCCCCGCCCUUCUGUGGGCCCAACGUGGUGAACCACUUCUUCUGCGACAGCGCCCCGGUGCUGAAGCUGGUCUGCGCGGACACCUCUCUGGCGGAGCUGGCGGACUUCGCCUCCUCGGCGGUGCUGCUCCUGGGCUCCCUGCUCCUGACCGGCGUGUCCUACACCUGCAUCAUCAUCACGGUGCUCCGGAUGCCCUCGGCGCAGGGCCGGCGCAAGGCCUUCUCCACCUGCGCUUCGCACAUCACGGUGGUAACGCUGUACUAUGGCAGCUCCAUCUUCAUGUAG